Molecule: messenger RNA, 3810 nt
Organism: Chroicocephalus ridibundus (black-headed gull)
Lineage: Eukaryota; Metazoa; Chordata; Aves; Charadriiformes; Laridae
Product: immunoglobulin superfamily containing leucine-rich repeat protein 2-like
Exons: 3
Coding region: 516-2615 (699 amino acids)
Molecular function (GO): protein binding
Source: RefSeq, a predicted model, not a curated record
GUAGGUGGCCACAGUGCGACACUCGUACAACGUUCGUUCACCUGCAUGGAAACAAGGCAUUUUUGGUGGUCACACAUCACCCAAGCAUCCACCCCACGGGUGUCAGCCACCUGCCAGCCCUCAGAUCGCAGGGCUGAAGGGAAACUGAGGCACGUCUGAGGCUGCCCACUUCGGCCGAGGUGGUCCAGGGGCACCAGGCAUCAGGCUUGGGGGGGGUGGUUAGGACAAAGCUCCUCAGAGGGCAGAGGUUUCUGGAGCCGGCAUUGAGGAUCAGACUUGGCAUUUUGCUGCCCAGUGCCCGUACGGCCCCGCUCCGGCUCGCAGCUCAGCCCGAAGAGGUGCGGGGGUACGGGUGGGGUUCCCCCCGUUCCUCACCGCGCCCCUCACCCUCGUGUCCGGGUUGGCGGAGGCUCCUCCGUGCCACAGGGACGGGGAUCGGGAGGAGGAUGCGGAGGACCGGUAACGGCGAGAAGAAGGGCUGCGUGUUGCUUAACGCCACUUAGGAGCGGGGGGAGAUGGCCCCGCUGCUGUCCCUGUGGCUGGUGGCCCUGCUCGGCCUGGCCCAGGCGUGCCCCGAGCCCUGCGCCUGUGUGGACAAGUACGCCCACCAAUUCGCCGACUGCGCCUACAAGGACCUUCAAGUGGUGCCCACCGGGCUACCCUCCAACGUGACCACCCUCAGCCUCUCAGCCAACAAGAUCACCUCGCUGCAGCGGCGUUCCUUCGUGGAGGUGACCCAGGUCACCUCCCUCUGGUUGGCACACAACGAGAUCCGCUCCAUUGAGCCCGGCACCUUCGCCAUCCUGGUGCAGCUGAAAAACCUCGACAUCAGCCACAACCAGAUCGUGGACUUCCCCUGGCAGGACCUGUACAACCUCAGCGCUCUCCAGCUGCUCAAGAUGAACAAUAACCACAUGGCUCUGGUGCCUCAGGGGGCAUUCCACACCCUGAAGGACCUCCGGUCCCUACGCAUCAACAACAACAAGUUCACCAGCCUUGCAGAGGGGAUCUUCGACUCGCUUAGUUCCCUCUCCCACCUGCAGAUCUACAACAACCCCUUCGAGUGCUCCUGCAAGCUCCAGUGGUUGAAGAAGUGGAUGGACAGCACACUUAUCUCCAUCCCUGAGAAGGACUCCAUCACUUGUGCCCUCCCGGAGCAGCUCCGAGGAGUGCCGGUGGGGAAGAUCCCGGACGUGCAGUGCACCUCGCCUACUGUGCAGCUCACCUAUUACCCCAACCUGGACACCACAGAGCUCUUUGAUGGCUUCACCCUGACGCUGCACUGUGCUGUGACAGGCACCCCACCACCUGAAGUGAGCUGGAAGAUCCGCACCUCCAGCCAAACCCUGGAGCUCAAUGGGAACCCAAAGGAGAGCGCUGGGAAGGACCUCCCCAAACAGGACCCCCAGCGCUUCUUGGUCUUCAAGAAUGGCACGUUGCUGAUUCCGCACCUGAGCAAGCGGGAAGAGGGCACCUACACCUGCCUGGCCACCAAUGAAAUGGGGAGCAACCAGACCUCAGUCAACGUGGCUGUGGCAGGCACCCAGAAAUACCCACUGCAGCCCGGGAGGGACCCGCUGGGGGGUAAAGCGCAGCCAGGUGAGAAGAAGCCUGGGGCCAAGGGAGCAAAGAACAGUGUGCUCAUGCCAGAUGAGAGGAACAAACCCUUCGGUCCCACCCGGCAGAGCCAACCAUCCUUGGCAUCUGGGACAGAGUCCAUGGGAGAUGGGCAAGUCCCUUUCCAGCUUCCACCCUUUGAGAAGAAGUGUGGCUCCACACAAACCAGCAAGUACAUUUCCAACCACGCCUUCAACCAAAGUGGUGACUUCAAGCAGCACACGUUUGACCUGGGGGUGAUUGCUUUAGAUGUGUCAGAGCGUGAUGCCCGGGUACAGCUCACACCCACUUACAUGCAGCCUGAGAAGGUCCAUCUCAGGAUGCUCUACCUGUGCCAGGAGAGCACCCAGGGCCAUGCCUUGGUCCAGUGGUCCAAGAUCGAGGAAGGGGUGAACUCAUACUGGUUCCAGGGCUUGAAUCCAGGCACCAACUACUCUGUGUGUCUCACCUACCUGGGGGAGGACUGCCAGGUCCAAGUGGUCUUCACCACCAAAAAAGAGAUCCCCUCACUCAUCAUCAUCGUGGUCGUGAGCAUCUUCUUGCUGGUGCUGGCCACCUUACCCCUGAUGGGGGCCACAUGGUGCCACCUCCUCUCCAAGUACCAAGGGAAGACCUACAAGCUCAUCAUGAAGGCCCAGAACCCAGACCAGAUGGAGAAGCACAUGGCCGCUGACUUUGACCCCCGCGCGUCCUACCUGGAGUCUGAGAAGAACUACAAUCCUAGUGAGGUGGGGGAAGUGGAAGUGGAGGAAGAAGAUGACGAGGAGGAGGAGGAUGAUGAAGGAGGCAGGCGGAGGAGGAGGAGAGAAGCCGAAGGGGGUCCAGAGAUGGAGCGAGAAGAGAGCAUGGCAGCCAGCUCCAUGGCGGAGUCACAGUCCAAAGCCAAUGGUGAGGAGUUUGAGGUCCACUCCGAGUACAGUGACAAGCUGCCGCUGGGCGCCGAGGCCGUCACCAUCUCCCAGGAGAUCAACGGCAACUACCGGCAGCGUCCCCGCUGAGCCCCCCCGCACCCCACCCUGGUCCCCACCUCUCCCCGGCCCCCCUCCCCGCCUCCCGGGGCACCGCCGCUGCUUUUCCUCCGAGGAAAGACCGCAGCACCCUUAGCGACGCCCGCCGGACCUUUGUCCUCCUCGUCCUCCUCGUCCUCCUCUUCCUCCUCCCUCAGGCGGCAGGUCCCCGGGGAAGGUACUUCGUCCGCGGGGAUGCUCGAUGCGGGCGGGACGUUUCUCCCACGAUUUCGUUUCCGUUUUGGGUUACCGGCGGUCCUCGCUCCCGUCUCGGCGACAACACCGCAACGAUUCCUGGUGCCCUGCCCGCCUCUGCCCUCCGCUCUCCCCGUAUUUUAUUUCCCCUAAAAGGAAAAAAACGAAAAAAAGAGAAAAAAAUGGGUAAUUUAUUUUUUUUUUACUCCGAUAUCCCAAAACAAUUUUUUUUUUUUUCCUGGAAACGGUUCAGCCCCCGGCGGGUCCCUGCAGCUCCUCGGUCCGGUCUCGCCGCUCCCCCCCGGUCCCCGGUGAGUCCUCUCUCCGCUCCCCGGUCUCCGGUUCUGCCGCUCCCCGGUGCGGCCCCGCCGAGCCCCGCUGAGAACCCCGCCGCAGCCCGGUGAGGUCCCCACCGUUCCUCGGCGUUAUCCUCCGCCUCCCGGCUCCCCGGUGGGUCUCCGCCACUCCCCGAUGGGUGCCCAUCGCUCUUCCGCGCAUCCUAAUUUUCCCCGGUGGCUACGGGGGCUCCCCGCUCCCCGGCGGUGCUCUCCGUUCACCGGUGGGUGCGGCGGCUCCCCGGUGCCACCCUCCCCCCGCUGCCCGGUGGGUGCCGGGGGUCCCCCGGUGCGUUCCCCGCCGCUCCGUUCAGCACCCGGCGGGGCUGGACAGCUCCGCGCCCCCCGCCUGCUCCCCGGGAUGGCGGGGGCGGCCCGAUCCCAUCACUCCCCCGCCCCCAGCUCCCGGUCCCGGCCCGACCCCCCCGGCCCGGCGGGGCCCCUCGAUGUGUGUUGGGUAGAGUAGCCUUGUAGCCAAGUGUCUGUGCCGUAGACGCGCCCGUGCUGCUGGCGGGCGGGCGGUGCGGGGGGGGAACCGGGAGGCGAGAGGUCGCCACCGCCGCCUCCCCCUCCCCGCUCCGGUCCCCGCGAGCCCCGAGAUCGGUGAGAGCCGCGGGCGCCUUUCUGCGAGCUUCUGUCUGUGAAAGAGUCAAUAA